Molecule: messenger RNA, 679 nt
Organism: Exaiptasia diaphana
Lineage: Eukaryota; Metazoa; Cnidaria; Anthozoa; Actiniaria; Aiptasiidae
Product: ankyrin-3-like
Exons: 1
Coding region: 2-679 (225 amino acids)
Cellular component (GO): cytoplasm; nucleus
Molecular function (GO): protein binding
Source: RefSeq, a predicted model, not a curated record
UAUGUCCGAAAGAGUAAGAAGUGGACGCUUCGUUCGCUUACAAGAUCUAGUCAAAGCUGUUCGGAAGAGUUGUUUGAGUGAAACUCAAGAGUUAUGUAAGGCUGGAGUUAGUGUGAAUUGUACUGCUGGCGGCGUUACGCCAUUACAUGUGGCAGCAGCCCACAAUCAUGUUGAAUGUGCAGAAUUUCUUCUCCAAUAUGGCGCCUCUGUGAAUCAGACUAUCUUCAAUAGUACAACACCUCUACACGUAGCUUCACGCUUYAACARCCUAGCGUGUGUUGUGUUAUUUAUUAACCAUGGCGCUGAUGUCAAAKCAAUCACAAAAGACGGAAUGUCAGCGCUCCAUUUGGCAGCCAGGAAUGGCCACUCCAAAACAGCUGAAAUUUUAAUAUGCAAAGGAGCUGAUGUGAAUGAAAUYGUGAAGCAACAAUCUCUAUCUCGUUCUCAGGGGGAGAAGCUCUCMCCWUUGCACUUCUCAGCUCGUCAUAAUCACCCAGAAUGCAUUGAAGUUCUUGUUCAAAAUGGAGCUGAUUUGAACAGCCAAUCAGGANGAAGGGUUCUGUUUGAUGUACAUGGUCAUAAAAAAUCUCUUGAUGAUAUAGUUGGAAAACUACCUUUACCAGAGUCGAUCAAGCUUAAAGUGUGCCUUAAGGACACUGUGAAGAUGGUCAAUGUAUAG